Rhipicephalus microplus (southern cattle tick) is the source of this 2412-nucleotide messenger RNA. RefSeq names its product tenascin-R-like. Lineage: Eukaryota; Metazoa; Arthropoda; Arachnida; Ixodida; Ixodidae. The record is from RefSeq and is a predicted model, not a curated record. Gene Ontology annotation, molecular function: protein binding.
GUUUUGCAGUAACUUUGCCUGUGUGAAGGUGCUCCGACAGGACCAAAUCUUCAGACUGGAAAGCUGUGGGAGAUUGUGCUGCUGGUUUUGGCUCCCGAAAGCAAAGUCUUUGGUGUCCAGCAGACCGGAGAUGCUGGUAGAGCAUAAUGGUUUUGUGACCACUGGAACAGGAUUUCUGUGGCACACUGCAUAAGUAUUUUAUGUAAAAUACUUUUGGCCUUGGCUGAUUGCUUCAUACAUGCGUUUCAUAAUGUACCUGAGCAAAAAAUGAUGAGCGAGUAAGCCGUUGGCAUUCAGGUUAGGCUGCCGCAAGCAAGAUUAUGCUGUUCAACGUGGCAAAACACUAACAUAAGUUCUUGUGUUUCAGCUACAAAAUGAUUGGAUACAUUUUAGCAAUUUCUUGAUCAAGAAGACAAGCAAUGCAAUGUAUGCCACCAUUUUAGAAUAACACAAUCGUUCACUGCUGCGAAGCACGGCAUUCCAUUUUGACUGGGUUGUUGCUAGUGAUUAGGCCAGUUCGGUUCUUUACUUGUGAAGCAAAAAUUAAAUUUCAGCAAAGCGUGCUCAAACUUUAACAAACUAUGAGUAAAUCAAAAUUAGUGCCUCGCUGUCGCAUGGAAUUUCAGGCCUAAGGAAAGGCUUCAUAAAACUAGCACCUACAGCGCAUUCCUUGCAUGUAUCUUUGUGAACGCAAACUUGAAUUUCAGUUUCGAAAAAUGACACUUGUGUGUGCAGAUAUGAACCGUGGUGUGGCGGUCCAUGUAGGAAUGAUACAAAGGCGCGCGCUAGGUUAGGCGAUGAAGGAGGCUUUUAUGUCUAAGAUAGCAAAUCAAUAAUUAUUACUCUAGUGUUGACCUCACUAUAUAAGCCUCUUUCGCCAAAAUAACAAGUUAUGUAAAAAUAGGUAAGAAAAUAGGACGAAGUUAGUAAAAGACAUGAUGGAGGCAGUCAUGGACAACGUAUAAUGACGUAAUCAUGUGACUUGGCAAGUUUCACCGAUCUUUGCGUUAGGACUAUGUGACAUGGUGAUGUCAUCAAGAAUGGCGAUUUUCGCAACUCCUUUGUUGACGGCACAAAUGAAAAUUUUUUAAAUGGCGUAUUUGAGGCUCUCGUCUUCAAAAUUCACUCACUGCGUAUUAUCACACGGCAGGUAUGUGGCUAAAGUUGCCUCUUACAAUAAGGCCCCUUCAAGGGGUUCGCAGCAGGUGUCUAGGUAACGGGAACGUAAAUUACAGGUUAUGCAAAAGAACCUGUUUACUAAAUCAUUUUUCUUGAACACGCUGUGCAGAUCUUCCUGAAGUGAGGCAGCUGAAAUUGACGGAGAUGGACAAGGAUUCCAUAACUGUUUCCUGGCAACGACCGGAGGGCUGCUUUGAAGGCUACAUAGUGGAAGUCGCUGAAGAAAGCAGCGGAAGCAGUGGUGUUGGAGGCCUGAGUGCGGGCUCCUGUGCGGGUGGUAUCACUGUUGACGCUGAGCACACGAGCAUCACGUGCAGGAAAAUAGAAGCUUGCAACGUGAAAAUCACCAUACGUACGCAUAGAAAAGGACAACUGGAGUUUACUUCACCUGGUGUCACCCUGAACAACAUUGUCAUGUACAAAAAAGAUCUUCCUGAAGUGAGGCAGCUAAAAUUGACAGAGAUGGACAAGGAUUCCAUAACUGUUUCCUGGCAACGACCGGAGGGCUGCUUUGACGGCUACAUAGUCGAAGUCACUGAAGAAAACGGUGGAAGCAGUGGUGUUGGAGGCCUCAGUGUGGGCUCCUGUGCAGAUGGAAUCACUGUUGAUGUGCAACACACUAGCAUCACGUGCACGAAAAUAGAAGCUUGCAACGUGAAAAUCACCGUACGUACCCAGAGAAAAGGACCACUCGAGCUUACUUCAUCUGGUGUUUCCCUGCACGACAUCGUCAUGUACAAAAAAGAUAUGCCAGAAGUGCUGCCGACAAUUAAAGUGGCUAAUGACACAUUUGUACUGCGCUGGAACCAGCCAACUGGCUGCUUCGACAAGUACAAUCUCGAGGUCACCUAUGAACCUCACGAACAUUCGAUCUUUAAAACGCAGCGUAUUGGUUCAUGUGUCGGGACAACCGUUCUAGAACCUGACGUCACAAAUGUUACUUGUUCACAUCUGCCAGCCUGCGUAAACACCAGUGUAAUUCUACGCACUCAGAGAAAUGGACCACAUAGACGUGUUUCACGUGGUGAAGCAUUGUUUGUGUAUUCUGAAGAAGGAGAUCUUGUAGACUUUGACCUCUACGUUGACAGGUUGAGAACGUCUACGGCUGAAAUCAUCAUAGACCCGCAUCUUCCACGGUCCUGCCCACCGCGUUACUGCGGGGCAAGUAUAUGUGUCUUCCAAAAGAGUGAAAUUGAUGGGAUGUUCUUGUCCAGUUUUUAUGGCUUUCUCUGA